AUGGCUUCCUCAAGGAAUCACAAUUUCAUUUUCAUGCCUAUUUCAUUUCUAAUGAUUAUUGCCACAAUACCAUUAACAUCUGCAGGACUAUUGCCCUUCUCAGCAAAACAUGUUGUGAUUAUCAACAAACUUGUGACGCGUGCAACAUUGAUUGUGCAUUGCAAAAACAAAGGAGAAGACAAGGGAGUAAUUUCCCUCGGUCCUGGAGAUAGUUUCGAUUUCAGGUUCCGUGUUAACCUUCGCAAAACAACUGUAUAUACUUGCAGUUUUGCUUGGCCUGGAAAUACAGCGACAUUCGAUAUUUUUAGAGCUGAUAGAGAUGAUAAUCCAAAAAGCAAAGUUGGAGUUUGCAGUGAAUGUAUUUGGAGCAUCUACGAGCCGGCACCAUGUAGAGAUAGACGUGAUGGAGGCCAACCCAACUGCUUCCAAUGGGAUGGCUUCCCAUAA
This is a messenger RNA of Eruca vesicaria subsp. sativa (arugula), 447 nucleotides long. Lineage: Eukaryota; Viridiplantae; Streptophyta; Magnoliopsida; Brassicales; Brassicaceae. The record is from the annotation of a GenBank genome assembly.